Messenger RNA from Tetrahymena thermophila SB210, 2376 nucleotides. RefSeq names its product Serine/Threonine kinase domain protein. The record is from RefSeq and is a predicted model, not a curated record. Gene Ontology annotation, molecular function: MAP kinase activity; ATP binding. NCBI's taxonomy places the organism in Eukaryota, Ciliophora, Oligohymenophorea, Hymenostomatida, Tetrahymenidae. Gene Ontology annotation, biological process: protein phosphorylation; intracellular signal transduction. The transcript is spliced from 2 exons. Gene Ontology annotation, cellular component: cytoplasm; nucleus.
AUGAAUAGAAUAUCAGAAACAAAAAUUAAGUAUAGAUUCUAGGAUUUCGGAAGAAAAUAUUAUUAUGAGAAUAUUCUAAUUUUUCGCUAAAAAUGUAAAAUAGAUAAUUAAGUUUAAUAGUUAAAUAAUUAACUAAAACAGAUAAAAAUAAUAUUAAUGACAGGAAUAAAUUUAGCUUCACCAAAAAACAUAAUAUUAAAAAGCACAUCAUAUUUAAUUUUUAUAAAUGAGCUGCGUAGCAAAAAGUUAGGUGAAAUUUUGAAGUUAUCAGACACUCUUUAUUUAAAAUACUAAGAGCUACAUCAAUCAAGUCUGAUUUAAUUUUUUAAUUUAUGUUUUGCAAAAAAAAAGAAGAUUAGUAUUUUCUCUAAAUUUUAGACAUCAAAUCAAUAUAAAUAGCAUAAAAAUACUUAAAUUCAAUUAAUUUUUUAAAAAUUUUAUAGCAUGAAAAAAGAAAAUUCAAGCAAUAUUCGAGCUAUGGAAGUUGAAAAAAUAAACGCCUUCCAACAAUCAAUAAGCUCUUAAGCUAUCAUUGAGAAUCUUAAAUCUCAAGAGAUCAGAGAGAGUCUUUAACAAUAGGCUAAACCACUUGACUAUAUUUUUUAGAAUCCAGUCUAAUACUCAGUAUUAGAAGAAGCUAUUUAAUAUUUUUAGAUGCAUAUGAGGGAAAAUCACAUUUUCCCUUCCUAGGACGAAUACAAAAGAUUUCAAGAUAAACUCGUUAAAGUUAUUGGUAGUAGACCUGACUUUAAAGAGAAAUACUAAUUUGAAUAAUCUAUAAGAGAUUGCAUAUCUGUUUUCAUCAUGGAAUAUCAACUCAUGUAGAACUAUCAAAAUUUUUUAAGCAGAAAAAGUAAUUACUUCUAAGAAAAAUACAAUCUGUAAAUUUAAAGUCACAACUGCUGCUUUUAAAAUGAUGCUUUAGACUUGAAUGUACUCGAUUUUGAAUAAUAUAGUUAAAGAAUUUCCAUUCUUCCCUUUCUCAAAGACACAUAUGACUAAGCAGUGUCUUAGUUAAAAAACUUGCUAAAUUUGCCUUAGUUUCUUAACAAGUAAAUACUAAAAGACAGUCGCGGAAAUGUUUUGUAACCAAAAAAUUUACCAAAAGAAAUCUUAGAAAAUUAUACUUAUUCUGGCUACAUAGGAUAAGGAGGCUACUCAUAAGUUUAUAAAUUUAUUGAUAACUAAACUAACUAACCUGUAGCUAUAAAAUUUGUAAAUUUGUUUCACAAUGAGCAAGACACAAAAAGAGUGCUAAGAGAAUUAUACAUUUAAAGGCACCUUUCGCAUCCUAAUGUUAUGAAAAUUUAGAAUAUUUAUUACAAUAAAGAACUACACAAUUUUGAUAGAAUAUAUAUUGUUAUGGAGUACUAUCCUUUCUCAUUAUUUGAUAUUUUGUAUCAAUACUAAUAAAAUUUGACUUGGAGUCAUGAACUCGUAAGAAUAAUUUUUACUUAAAUUGUCAAUGGCUUGGCGUACAUUCACUCUAGAAAUAUAAUUCAUCGAGAUUUAAAGCCAUCUAACAUUUUAAUUGACCAAAAUCUAAAUGUAAAAAUUGCUGAUUUCACAUUAUCAAGACAAAAUACCACAGCAAACUUUUAAAAUAACCAGAGUAAAAAAAGAAGUACAAAACCUGCAUUUCAAGAGUAAAAAUCAUUAAAUAGUGGAUCAAGAUAUUAUAGAGCUCCUGAAAUUAUUUUGCUGAAUUCAAAUUAUGGAUUUUAAUCUGAUAUUUGGAGUCUCGGAUGCUUAUAUGCAGAAUUAUUAUAAAACUAUGAUAGGCAUAAUUCUUUACAAGGAAUAUUAUUUCCUGGCUAAACCUGCAAUCCUAUAACUCCUCCUUCCAAAAAUGAUUCAGAUUUUCUUAAAUAAGAUUAGCUCUUUCUUAUAAUUGAUAAGUUGGGGAGACCUAAAAAAGAAGACUGUAGCUUUAUAGAAAAGGCUAGUGCAGUUAAAUUUGUUAGAGGAUUCAAAUGCAAACCACUUUACCAUUUUACAUAACUUUAUUAUUCAACAGUUUAUCAAGAAUAAUUUAUCCUGUAAAGCACUCUUUAGUUUAGUCCUAAUCGCAGGAUUACUGCUGAGUAGCUUCUGAGUACUGAAUAUUUUAAAAUUUUUAACAGAGAGGAUUUAUUUUACUAUGAAGAAGAUCCAAUUUAUGUUGACUUUGAAAUAUAAUUUUUUAACAGUAUUGAUGAAUUUCCAUACAUAGCUAAUAAUAAUUAUCUUCCCUUUGAAGAAUUAAGAAAAUUAUUGAUCAGAGAGUUCAAUUUUUAUAAAUAAAUCGAUGGUUACAAUUUAUUCAUCCAUGAAUAAAUAAAAGAUUUAAUAUCAAAUAUAUAAUAACUAAACCAAAUUACUUCAAAAUAAGCUUGA